AGGUCGUUCGUCGCGCAGCCACGAAACAGUAAACGAACCAUUCGAACUUUCACAUUUUCAUUUCUCGAAUUGCUCGUCUUGUCGGACAUCGAGUGUUCAUCAGAAGUGCAACGGACCUGAGGGAAGAGAUCCAUCGCACGUGACUCGCGACGUUCGCAGGAACGAUAUGCCAGAUCGCGCGCGAUAAGCGAGAUACUGAGAGUGAAAAUCGAAAGUUGCGAGACGGUGCAGCUCGCGCAGAAGAAAGCAGAAAGAAGCAAUCUUGCUUCGUUAUCUCGGGAAUUGCCGCGAGUUAAUUUGUGAGCGACAAGUUGGGUGCGAUCGCGUAACCUCGCUGCGACCUCGCAUCUCGCGCAACGUUAGCGCGUCACCCGUUAGAAUUCCGUUGUUUCACGUGGCAGUGGCGCAGCAACGGCGGAACGAUCUUCGUCACGAGAACACGAAGAAAUCCAAGGAACGCGAGGGUGGAUUUUCGAUCGAAGGGAUAUAUAUAAUCGAAAGAGAGAAUUCUAACCCUCGAUUCUCGCUCUCGAGUGUUUCGAAAAUGUGGCGGUCGACGAAAGACAUCACCCAGAUGGAGAAACAUGUUACAGAGGACAGCAAGUGGAAGCGGUCCCAUGACGACAACGAAUCCGCUGGCAACGUCGAUUCCGGGUUCCUGUCGGGCGGCAAUCUGCAGUACAGCGGCGAGAUCCUGAUAGAAGGGCGCCAGGAGGAGCAACCAUCAUCAUCGGAGGCAGCAUCGACGGAGACCUCGAAAGAACCAAUGAGAACCAUCGACAGCGGCGUGGACAUCGACCUCAGCGAGAGUCUGGGACGGCUCAACCUGAAGCAUGUCUGUCUAAAUCCGCUGUCCGGUGAGGGAAAUAGGAUUCAAGCCGAGCCUACGGACGUGGAGCUAGUGCCCGUAACUACCGCGAAGAAAAAUGAUGGAUCCGCACGUGGCACUCAACAGGAGCCCAGCAGCGACGAGAGGACGAAUAAUGAGGAAAACUGGCAGCUGUAUUAUACACAGAACGACGACGGUGACACGCAAUUGCACAUCGCCAUUAUACAGGGCUUCGAGAAAAUUGCACUCAGUUUGAUAAGCGUGGCACCUCACUCGUGCCUACUGAAUGUCAUGAACGACGAAUGGCAGUCACCGUUGCACUUGGCUGUGUUAACGCAACAACCGAGGAUCGUCAGACGCCUGAUAUUGGCAGGCGCGGAUCCGUCCCUCCGGAACUUCCGCGGAAACACAGCUCUGCAUCUGGCCUGCGCAAACGGAGACCUCGCUUGCACCAAGGCUCUCACUGAUCCGUUAACUUCGAUGGAAAGAAACGAGCUGACAUCUGGACAGGAAGUACCAGUCAUACCCCAGGAUCUGGAACAACGUAACUAUACGGGUCAGAUGUGCUUGCACAUAGCUGCUGCUAACGGACACAUAGAUGUGGUGAAGCUUUUAAUUCGGCGCGGUGCCGAUCUGAGGGCAAGAGAAGGUCUACAGGGAUAUACGGCCCUUCAUAUCGCGGUGCAAGGACAAUAUCGAGCAUUAUUUAAAGUAUUAUUGCUGGAAUGCGAACGUGCGUCCUGUCUGGACGUGCCAACGUAUUGCGGCAGGACGGCCUAUCAACUGGCCCAGGAGUACAAGGGACAAUUCUCUAAGGAAGCGUGCAGGAAAUUAGUACAAUGUGGUGCAACGCCAGAGCCACUGCCAGAAUCGGAUUCCGACAGCAGCGAAGAGGAGGAAACAUCGUCAUCGGCAGCGAGUUACUUGCCUGCGAUCGAUAACAUGCGAAAUGUGGUUGGAGUGAAAGUCUGAAGUAUUCAUUGAUUAGUUUAUUAAACGUGUUCAGCUACUGGAUAUUUAUUGAUCGAGAGAAAGACGAAAAGAAUGUAUGUGCUUGUGUGUUUGCAAGAUAAAUCUCGAAUCGCAUCAAUUAGGGAGUAAUUACAAUAGAAUUUCGUUAAUCAAAUGGAAGGAAAGCCAAGUUGUGUUUGCAAGAAUAAUUUUUAUAAACAUCAUAUAUAUAUAUAUAUAUAUUGUACGUAUUCCGAGAGCUCUUUAAUUAGACGGUCAAUUUAAUCAACCAAUUUAGAAAUUUCUAUGAAAAAUUGCCAUUUGAGAACGAGAAUUAAAUUAAUGAAAUUGAAUAUGCGGUUUUUCUAUGCCAACUUGUAUUUUAAAUUUUAUAGCGUUGUACAGAAUUAUAUGUGUAUGCAUGCAUAAAAUAUUUUCACAUAAAUAGGAAAUCAUGAAAUAAAACCAAAAAUUGUGUUUAACGAUAAUUGCACUGACAUAUGCAUGCGAUAUACAAAUACAGUCACAUCCACAGUUAAAUGAGGAAAUGAAAUGAUACUUUUUUAUUUUGAUUUUCAUCUUCAGUGUACAUUAUGUAAUAAAAUUAUAGAAAUGGAUCUUGAAUUUGGACAAGUAUUGUCACAGAGACAGAUACAAAGUUGUGGACUAUAAAAUUUCUAAAGUAACAUAAAAAAUGCGAUAUAUACGAGAAAAGUUUGAAAAUAAACAGUGGAUGAAAUAUGGAAGUGCGUAGAAAUCAAAGAUCUCAGAAAUAAAUUCAUGUAAUUCAGUUGACGAUUACGAUUACGAUUAUAAACGACAACAUCUGUAAGACUAGGUUCCCACGGGGCGCGAACCAUGAGCGUGAAUUAUGCUGUCCUGCUUGCCUCAAUAAUUAGAGUGCGCAGGACAGCAUGAUUUACGCUCGUGGUUCACGCCCCGUGGGAACCCGGUCUAAUACUGAUCUAGCAGUCAUUUGCUUCUUCUUUGUUUAUUAUUGACUACACUACAAUAAAUAUUAGUUGUGUAAAGUAUGAAAAUACGAGAAAACAGUGUUCAAUACUCAGCGAAAUUAACUUUUAACGACGGUAGUGUAGAUAAGGGAAUGUGUUAAAUCCGUAUUUGAGGAACGAAAUAUUAAAAAAAAGACAAUAUGUGAUAUAAUACAAAUUAUAGACGCGAAAUUGAUGCAAAAGGUGAUUUUUAAGCCUUAUAAGAUAGAUAGAGCGUCUAAUAAAUUGAAUAAAAAAUACUUAGCAUAUAAAUUAAAAAAUUAAAAUUAACAAAGUUAGAAGCAAUUUUCAAAUUUUGUAUAUAUAAGUCUUUUUUCUCACUUUUCAUAUGCGAUAUACUGCUUAUUUUAGCUCUAUAAAAAGGGAUAUAUAUCCACUUCCAUGUAUUUCAUAUCUUCGCAUCGUAAGAUUGAACAUAUAUAAAAAUAAGUACAUUGCCCAAGAAAUACAUACUAUAUUAAUAUAGCAUUUAAUUCUCUCUUAGUUUUUUUUAUUUAAAACAUAUUUAUUUUAUUAUAUGCAUUAAUGGCGAGAAGCAACUCUACUGUGAUAUUAAAUAACGAAAUUUACACGAAGGAAUUAAGUUUAGUCUCAAAUAAAUGUAAUUCAAAUUAUAUAUAAAUGUAGAAUUAUUUAUAAUUAUGACAAAAGGAAAUCUUACGAAUUCAAUGUUAAUUUAAUAAAUAUCAAAAUCGAUCCUCGAAUAAUUUCAAUAAAUAAUUGUCCCAAAAUUAAUAGAAUUCUAAUUUAGGAUCUAUCACUGGAAUAAAUUACAUUAAUAAAAAAGUCAAGAUAUAAAAGAGGUAUAUAAUUAAAAAUAUGUUCUGAAAAAUUGCAUUCAUGAAAAUUACAUUUAAUGUUAAAAUAACGUUUUAUAGAAUAUCCUUCAUAUAAAUAAUACUUCUAGAACUAACAUAACAUCUUUACUUCAGUUCAAAAAACUUUAAAUAUGUCAGGCUAAAAGAAAUAAAUCAGUCAGCAUAUUUUCAUAUUCUUGCAUUCUUUUUCAACAAAUAUUUUCAUAUCUAUGUAUCAAUUCUGUUAAAAAUCAUAUAUGAUCGAUAUUUGAUAUUUGAUUAACAGAUGAAUGUACAAAUCCUAUUUAAAUGCUCUCUAAGAGUAUGUAUAUAUAUAUAUUAUUAAAAGAAGCAUUAUUAUAUAUACAUCAUAUUCGGAACAAAUAAAUACUUUUCUAACGUUACUCGCAUUGUCGUAACAUUGAAAACAUUGUUUCUAACUCUGACAAUAUUAAUUAUUAAACUUAUAUCUACUAGGAAUACUAUAUUCUUUAUUUAAUUUAUUAUUAAGUACCAUCUAUCUUAUAGCUUGAACUCUUUUUUUUUAUCAUCUAAUAACAUAAAAUUGUAACAUAAAAUAAUUGACAUAAAAAAAGACUCAAGACAAUAUGAUAUUUACCACUACAAUAAAUAUUAGUUGAAUUAGUGUUCAAUGCUGUAAAGUAAAAUUGCUUCCAUUAGCACAAUUUAACUCCGCGUUGAUCUCUUAUGUACAAUCGUGUAUUAGAAUAUGAAUGAAUAAUCAUAUUAUUGUCAUUGUACUAUAUAUUACAUAAGCAUCUGCUAUAGAUAAUACAGAGGGGUGACAAUAUCAUUAUUGUUAUAUUUGUACAAAAAAUAUAAUUAUUUUCAAUAAAAAACAUGACACAAUUC
This is a messenger RNA of Ooceraea biroi (clonal raider ant), 4463 nucleotides long. Its product is annotated as NF-kappa-B inhibitor cactus. Gene Ontology annotation, molecular function: NF-kappaB binding. NCBI's taxonomy places the organism in Eukaryota, Metazoa, Arthropoda, Insecta, Hymenoptera, Formicidae. The record is from RefSeq and is a predicted model, not a curated record. Gene Ontology annotation, cellular component: cytosol. Gene Ontology annotation, biological process: cellular response to tumor necrosis factor.